Molecule: messenger RNA, 1865 nt
Organism: Gymnodraco acuticeps
Lineage: Eukaryota; Metazoa; Chordata; Actinopteri; Perciformes; Bathydraconidae
Product: activator of 90 kDa heat shock protein ATPase homolog 1-like
Exons: 9
Coding region: 138-1154 (338 amino acids)
Biological process (GO): protein folding; positive regulation of ATP-dependent activity
Cellular component (GO): cytosol
Molecular function (GO): ATPase activator activity; protein-folding chaperone binding
Source: RefSeq, a predicted model, not a curated record
ACGGACGACAAGUGCAGGAGCACCGCGGAGGGCCAGCAGCUGCCAGAGGCUUCUAGAAAAAACGUGCACCGGGACAGUCACCGGCAACAAAUCUGCCAUCCGCACACAGCUCUACACGUUAAAUAUUUCGGAAAAAAAUGGCUAAAUGGGGAGAAGGGGACCCUCGUUGGAUCGUAGAAGAGAGAGCCGACGCGACUAAUGUCAACAACUGGCACUGGACUGAACGAGAUGCAACAAACUGGUCGUCCGACAAAUUAAAAUCCCUCCUCCUCGGUUUGAUCGUGGAGAACGAGGAGGGGAGCUGUGAGGUGACAGAAGUCGCCAAGGUGGAAGGAGAGGCCUCCAUUAACAACCGUAAAGGGAAACUCAUUUUCUUUUAUGAAUGGAACCUGAAAGCUACUUGGACUGGAGUGUCGAAAGCAGGAGUCAAGUAUACAGGAUCCAUUGAUGUCCCAAACCUUUCGGACGAGAACGACAUGGAGGAUCUGGAUAUCUCUGUGUCGUUGAAUAAAGAUGAACCUGAAACACCCCUCACCAAGCUGAUGAGGACAAAAGGAGCUGACAAUAUCCGCCAGGUCCUGGGAAGCUACGUUGGUUACUUGAAAACAGAGUUCACACAGGGAAUGAUCCUGCCUACAGCCAACGGUGUGGCCAAGACCACAACAUCGCAGUCCAAAGCCAAGCUGAAUAAAACUCAGAUUUCCUCCUCAGGCAGCACAGUUGCUCCGAUCAACACCGGCGUCAAGAUCCCUACCUGCAAGUUCAGCAUGAGGGAAAAGUUCCUCACCUCCCCGGCUGAUCUCUACAGGGUCUUCCUCAACCAGGAUAUGGUUCAGGCGUUCACGCACGCUCCAGCGUCAGUGGACGGAGAGAAAGGCGGAAAGUUUCGUCUGCUAGAUGGAAAUGUUUUCGGUGAAUUCACAGAUCUGGUUCCUGAUGAGAAAAUAGUUAUGAAGUGGAGGUAUAACAACUGGCCUGCUGAGCAUUACUCUACGAUCUCCAUGACGUUCAAGGACCGCAGCAGCGAGACGGAGCUGAAGGUGGACUGUCGAGGCGUCCCCGACAACGAGGAGGACCGCACGAAAGAGGGCUGGAAGAGAUACUACUUUGAAGCUAUUAAACAGACUUUUGGCUUCGGAUCUCGACUCUACUGAAGACGUUUCAACUGUAGUCUACGGUUUUUUUUCCUCCUCAAUUUUGAAAUUUUUAAAACUUCUUGUCCUGUGAUCUCUCUGGCACAAGAUGUCCCAUUGUAAACUCUGAAGCACGAGUUGAAGAGAUAAUGAGGUGAGGCCGUUCUGUCACUCGUCUGUGUAAAUGUUUUAAUUUCUUUCAACGUAUUUAAGUCUAGAUUUCUCUCGAUCAGUGUUUGGGUCAGUUCAAAAGAGAGGGAUUCAUGGACUGUGCCUUGGAGACUCUGGAUUGAAUAAAGCAAAAUAUUAAUCUAUUGAACCACUAAUGCAAAUUGGCCUCCAAGUCUAUAAAUAUGUAAUUACUGCAAGACUGAAAAUAAAUGUUUGGAUUUUCUUUUACUUGAAAAAAAAUAAAUGCUUUUUUUAAUACAUAUUUUACUCUUCAAGUGUAACUGUAGUGAAGAUGCAUGUUUUAUUUAAGACAGACGGAGGAAUGACUACUGGAUAUGCAUUUACUGAAAUGUGUCACUGAGCUAAGCAGAACUUUACCUUUCUGGUAUUUCAUUAAAGUCAUCACAGGAUCAACUGGGAGCUUCAGCGCAAAUCAUUUAAAGUAUUGGAAAGUGAAAUCAGGUUCCUCUCUUCACGCAGCUAGCUAGCAUAGCAACUCAAGAGAGAAGUAUUGCUGUAUUUGGCUUAAAUGUCAAUUUCCAGUAAAGUUUUCAGAACAAA